Carya illinoinensis is the source of this 1766-nucleotide messenger RNA. Its product is annotated as glycylpeptide N-tetradecanoyltransferase 1-like. Gene Ontology annotation, molecular function: glycylpeptide N-tetradecanoyltransferase activity. The record is from RefSeq and is a predicted model, not a curated record. Gene Ontology annotation, cellular component: cytoplasm. The transcript is spliced from 2 exons. Lineage: Eukaryota; Viridiplantae; Streptophyta; Magnoliopsida; Fagales; Juglandaceae. Gene Ontology annotation, biological process: N-terminal peptidyl-glycine N-myristoylation. The coding region runs from base 249 to 1553 and encodes 434 amino acids.
UUGUUUUCUUCCUCUCCUCAGUCCUCGUCUCCUGCUGCGCCGACCCGUGCUUCUCAAUUUUCUUUUCUUCUUCUUCCUCCUGGCUCCUGCUGCGCCGUGCUUCUCUUAUUUUCUUCUUCUUUCUUCUUCAGUUUCUCUUCUCUUCCGCAGCCCUUUCACGCACAUAUCCUCGGCCUCCCCUCACUCUCGCCGUGGAACCUCCCCUCACUGAGUCACGACUCACGCAGCCCCUCUCUCAAGAAAUCAGAAUGGUCGAUAGCAAUGCAUCAUCUGGAUCACCUGAAGAAACUCAAAACCCUAUUCCUGAUGGGAAUGAACCUUCCGAGAAUGACCUCACACUUGAUGCUCUAACUCGAAAAGUUCAAGAAUCUCUAUCACUUGGAAAGAGACAUAAAUUUUGGGAAACCCAACCUGUUGGGCAAUUCAAGGAUCGGGGGGACAGCAGUUUGCCUGAUGGUCCAAUUGAACCCCCAACUCCCUUAUCUGAAGUCAAACAAGAACCCUACAACCUUCCCAGCGCAUACGAGUGGAUUACUUGUGAUCUUGAUUCUGAUGAGAUGUGCAGUGAGGUGUAUAACCUUCUCACUAAUAACUAUGUCGAGGAUGAUGAGAACAUGUUCAGAUUUAACUAUUCAAAGGAAUUUCUUCGUUGGGCUUUACGCCCACCAGGCUAUUUCAGGAGUUGGCACAUUGGUGUCCGUGCCAAAAGUUCGAAGAAGUUGGUUGCUUUCAUUACUGGCAUUCCUGCCAGAAUUCGGGCCCAUGAUGAUGUUGUCAACAUGGCAGAGAUUAAUUUCCUUUGUGUGCAUAAAAGGCUCAGAUCAAAGAGACUUGCUCCUGUCAUGAUCAAAGAGGUGACCAGGAGGGUUCACUUGGAGAAUAUAUGGCAGGCAGCCUAUACUGCUGGAGUGGUUCUUCCAACUCCAAUUUCAACCUGUCAAUAUUGGCAUAGAUCAUUGAAUCCAAAAAAGCUGAUUGACGUCGGGUUUUCCAGACUUGGUGCGAGGAUGACAAUGAGUCGAACUAUUAAGCUUUACAAGCUGCCAGAUUCCACAGUCACUGAAGGUUUCAGAAAAAUGGAGCUCCAUGAUGUUCCUGCAGUGACACGGUUACUAAGGACUUAUUUGAACCAAUUUAUUGUUGCACCGGAUUUUGAUGAAAAUGAUGUGGAGCAUUGGCUUCUUCCAAAAGAGGACGUCGUCGACAGUUACCUGGUUGAGAGUCCUAAAACUCAUGAGAUAACUGAUUUCUGCAGUUUCUACACGCUGCCUUCAUCUAUCCUUGGCAGCCAGAAUUAUACGACUUUGAAGGCUGCAUAUUCCUAUUAUAAUGUUGCCACGAAAACUCCUUUGCUUCAAUUAAUGAAUGACGCUCUUAUUGUGGCAAAACGGAAGGAUUAUGAUGUUUUCAAUGCAUUGGAUGUCAUGCAGAAUGAAUCUUUCUUGAAGGAUCUUAAAUUUGGGCCAGGUGAUGGGAAACUGCACUACUAUCUUUAUAACUACCGGAUAAGACAGGCACUGAGGCCACCCGAGCUUGGGCUGGUGCUCUUAUAGUUUGAUUUCGCAAAUUUUGAUUGAGGAUUAGAACUGCUCUGCUAAAGUUUUCUGCUAAGUUUGUUUGUAAGUUUGCAUCGUUUUUGGGAAUCCACUUAAUUUUAUUGUGUCAAUGAAAAAAACAAAAAUUGUGGAAAUUUGUAGGAAUUUGUGGAAUGCAAUGCUUUCCACAUUUUGUUCGGAAAUUGAAAAUUCUCAAAAUUAUUCCCAGUA